Molecule: messenger RNA, 1209 nt
Organism: Coccinella septempunctata (seven-spotted ladybird)
Lineage: Eukaryota; Metazoa; Arthropoda; Insecta; Coleoptera; Coccinellidae
Exons: 5
Coding region: 201-1112 (303 amino acids)
Biological process (GO): sensory perception of smell; detection of chemical stimulus involved in sensory perception of smell
Cellular component (GO): plasma membrane
Molecular function (GO): odorant binding; olfactory receptor activity
Source: RefSeq, a predicted model, not a curated record
UGUUUCAUCUGACACAUUCCGCGGCAGUGUUUAUCGAUGAAAAUUGCACAACUCGGAGUUGAAUCUCACAAGAAAAUACCACAUUUGUUAAAAAGUUCAAGAAUUCUGACAGACGAGAGUCUGUGUGGAAUACUAUAUUAUCGUCCAUUCAAAACUGAAGGAUUGUACCAUAAUUUUCGUUUCUAUUUCAGGAACUUAUAAUGAUUUUCGAAGCAUUGAUGUCGUCGGAGGCUCACUUUGACCUGAUGGAUUUAAAGAAAAAAAUGUGGACAUUUGAGGAUGCCGAAUUUGACACUUCUCAGCACAUUCAAAACGAUAUAAGAUUCCUCAGAAACACAAGAAUUUUAGUGGUGGUUAUGCUUCUUUUCGCCAGUUUGAUCUGUUUGCCGAUCACAGGCGAUAUAAGGGAAUUUUUCUGCAUAUUGUAUUUAGUAGGCGACAUCGAGAGUACCCCUUGGUACCCAUAUUUCCAAUGCAUGGUUCUCUUUCUGAAAAUUUUUUUUGCUCUUUCUUUUAGCAAUCCUCUGUUUAUGAUGAUGUCUAUCCUUGGCGAUAACGCUUAUAGCAUAAGGAUUUUGAGGGAAAGGAUCAGGGCGAUUGAAGACAUUUUCGGAAGGAAAGAUAUGUGGUACGAAGAUAGAGCAUACCAGAAAUACGUGGAACUAACGCUGAUAAGAUGCAUUCAGGAACAUCGAAACAUUAAAGCGUGUCACAAAAUUGUUUCGCAAGUUGUGAGGAGAAAUUUACCAGCAGUUUUCUUCGUAGUGGUCCUUUUUUUUACAUCCUUCUAUUACAACAUUCAAAUGAACAUGAGCCACAAAGUUAUGAUGAAAUCUUUAGUCAACAUUGCUACAUGCCUAGUGAUCGCAUAUCUCUUCAUCAAUGUGUCGCAAAAUCUGAUUGAUGAGUCUAAUGAUCUUUACGGUGACUUGUGUAGUUGUCCCUGGUUUUUAUGGAACAAAUCGAAUAAAUCGUGUUAUACCAUGUUUUUGGUACAUGCCAAGGAACCUCUAACUGUCAGCUUUUUUGGUAUCGACUAUGAUUUUACCAUUCUAGUUAGGAUGGCUAAAACAACUAUGUCAGUUUUGACUGCAAUACAGCAACUGACUUGAAUUGAUGAUGGGCGGAAAACGGAAAAAUGUUCCAAACUUUGCACGAUGAGAACAUAUAUCUGACCUUCUCAAAGAGUUACUUGUACCAAAGUCUUCA